UCAUGGCGGACGCUGGCUUUUACAGAGGGACAAGCGCCGAGCAAGACAACCGUUUCUUCAACAAGGAGAAGCGACUCAUGCAGUCGAUGCACUUCUCGAGCAACCUGGAGAAACGAGUCGAGAUAAGCAAGGUCAACCUGGACGUCAUCAAACCGUGGAUAACGAGGAAAGUUAUCGCCUUGCUGGGAGUCGAGGACGAGGUGCUUAUCGACUUCAUCUUUAACCUCUUGGAGUCUCAGAGCGCACCCGAUCCGAAAACGAUGCAAAUGAAUUUGACUGGAUUUUUACACGGUAAGAAGGCGCGUGAAUUCAUGAAAGAGUUGUGGGACUUGCUGCUCAGCGCUCAGGAAAACAUCGGCGGCAUACCGGCGGUAUUUUUGGAGCAGAAGAAGGAGGAAAUACGUCAGAAGAAGAUGGAACAGGAGAGGAUUCAGGCCGGACUGAAGAGGGAGACGGGAGAGGAGGAGAGCAAGUCGGGUAACGAGCGCCCUGAACGGGGCCCCAGCGAGGAGCGCCAGCAGUCGCAGGAAAAGGAACGAGAUCAUGGAAAGCGUAAGAGCCGCAGUCGUUCUGGUAGUCGCGUCAACGAACGUCGCAAGAAACGGGAAAGUUCUUCCGCUUCACCACGUGCACGUUCGCGUCGCCACGCCCACUCUGGGCGGAGCUCGAUAUCUCCCAAUGCUCAUCGUCCUCGGCCCUACUUUCGUCGCCGAUCGUCGCCUCGUCAUCGUCGGUCACGUUCUCGCUCGCCUCAGUACAGACGCAGACGUUCACUGUCGCCUUCCCCACGAUACAAAAGAAGACCCAGGAGUCCUGUAGAGAAAAGACGAUUUAGAUCACGAUCCGGAUCACCUCGAAGACGGCCUGCUGCCCGUAAAGUAUCACCUUCACCAGUGAGAGGGAGACCAGAUCGGAGAUCAGAUCGUCAACGAUCAAAGAGUUCGUCUAGUUCGAGUAGUUCUAAGUCGUCUCAUUCAAGAUCGGGAUCGAGGAAGAGAAGCUCAAGCAGUUCGUCAUCAUCGUCAUCGGGAUCUUCAAAGAGUUCGGGAUCGGUGCCUCCACAUUCUGCCAAACAGAAGAGUGAGGUGGUGAAAUCUGUAGUGGGAAAGACUCCAGAAAGUGGUGGAAGUUCUGCAAAUGAAGGUACCGCAUUGAAUGACGUACAGGCAGAUGCUGGAGAUGACGCCAACAAGACCAAGAAAUCUCGCUCUCCGUCUAGUUCUCCUGACAGAAAAUUAAAAAAUGGUCAAGAGCACAGAAUAGAUUCACCAAAACGAUCUAGCAGAGAAGGAAGAGUGUAUCGUAGAAAUGAUCGAUCACCAGCAUUGAAGGAAAAAAGUAUAAGGACGCCAUCACCAGGAAGACGCAGAAGUGACAGAUCACCACGGAGAUCGAUAUCUCCAGGAAGACGCAAGAGCGGCAGAUCACCGCGGAGGUCACCAUCGCCGGCAAGACGCAAGAGUGAUAGAUCACCCCGGAGGUCAUUGUCACCAGCAAGACGCAGAAGUUGGAGGUCACCGUCCCCAGCAAGACGCAGGAGUGGCAGAUCACCGCGGAGUUCACAAUCACCAAGAAGGCGCAAGAGUGGGAGAUCACCGCGGAGGUCGCCGUCACCGGGAAGACGCAAAAAUGAGAGAUCACCGCGGAGGAUUAGGAGAGAUUCAUGGUCUCCACAGAGACGAGAUGAGAGAUCAAGGAGAGGAGCUAGAAUGUAUUCUCGGUCUCCAGAAAGACGAAGAAACGACAGGUCGCCGCGACGUCCACGACGGUAUUCUCGUUCACCGGACAGAGCAAGAGACAGACGUCGUGAUCAUUGGUCGCCUAGGAGGUUAAAGAGACGGUCGCCGUCACCGGUCAGGCGCAGAUUUGACAGAUCACCGAAGAGAGGUCGAGCUCGAUCUUCAUCGAGCGAAGAAACGUCACCCAGUAAACCAGUUAGACGAUCGAGAUCACUGGACAGACGUGCAGAUGUGAUCAAGAAGUCGAUCAGUAGACGCUCGCGCUCACCGCGUAAUCCUAAGAGCAGCCGGUCACCGAGAAGAGAAAGGGACCUAUCUGUUUCAUCCGACGAUGUUUCGCCUAGAAAACGAACGGAGCUGUCGACGUCAUCGGGCAAACGCAAGGACACUUCGAAAACGACGAGUGGUAGGAUGUCGCCUUCGAACAGGCGCAGGAGAAGUCGAUCACCGAAGAAGCCGAGAACACCGUCUUCAUCCGACGAGGACUCACCGGUCAGAAAGAUGACCGCUCGAUCUCCUUCUCCCGAGAAGCACACAGACUCUGCCAAGACAUCGAAAGAACGUCAGCGGUCAUCCUCACCAGACAAAAGUAGAGAGAAAGAUUCGGAUGGAAAGAAAAAGGAAUCUUCGUCUUCAUCUGAUGAUGAAAUAGCAUUAAAGAAGACUGAAAAACGAAAGCAAAGUCGAUCGCCUGUCAGACCGAUGGUCGCUCCCAGCAAAUCUCUUGCAAAAAGACGGUCGGCAUCACCGGACAACAAGUUAGCAGCGAAAGCUGUCAAACACAGUAACUCAUCUUCUAACGACGAAGAGUCGUCGAUCGAAAAGAAAGACGCGUCACCUUCUUCACCGGUAAACAAGCGUGUCUUGAAAGAUGCAUCACAGUCUCCAACACCUGCUGCAGCAGAGUCAAGCCCGUCACCACCACCACCAUCAAAGAAACCAAGUUCUAAACAGGAAAAGGAGGCGUCAACGAAGCGUUCAAGACGGAGUUCUACCAGUGGCAGCAGCAGUUCUUCCACCUCGCGGUCACCAUCUCCACCUCCAAAGCGUGUGAAGAAAUCCAGUCUAGAGCCGGCGAAAAAGCACAAACGGACCAAAGACCGAGAGAAACGCAAAAAGAAAGAGAAGAAGCGCAAACACCACGGCAAGCACAAGCACCACAAGCGAAAGAAGAAGACGAAAGACGACACCAGUCAAAUUGCAGUACCUGGCGAGGACAUGGAACUGAAAUUGAGACAGCGUGCGCUGGAAUCGAUGCAAAAGAGAGAUUCGGGGAAAGAUUGAGUAGUGUAGUAGACUGUGGUGUGCAGUAGUAGUUGACCUUUUUUUUAAAAAUUGUCUGAACCAACUGCCAUCGGUGUAUACUAUACAAGCAAGCAGUUGGCCCGCAAUGAACAGUAAACGGCUUAGUGAAGUCUACUUGAAGUUGAGUACAAUUUUGCAAUAUAAUUGAUGCUGGUGUAACUUGA
Molecule: messenger RNA, 3208 nt
Organism: Corticium candelabrum
Lineage: Eukaryota; Metazoa; Porifera; Homoscleromorpha; Homosclerophorida; Plakinidae
Product: serine/arginine repetitive matrix protein 1-like
Exons: 1
Coding region: 3-3023 (1006 amino acids)
Biological process (GO): regulation of mRNA splicing, via spliceosome; mRNA processing
Cellular component (GO): spliceosomal complex
Molecular function (GO): RNA binding
Source: RefSeq, a predicted model, not a curated record